Cryptococcus deneoformans JEC21 is the source of this 2894-nucleotide messenger RNA. RefSeq lists its product as hypothetical. Lineage: Eukaryota; Fungi; Basidiomycota; Tremellomycetes; Tremellales; Cryptococcaceae. The coding region runs from base 441 to 2693 and encodes 750 amino acids. The transcript is spliced from 4 exons. The record is from RefSeq and is a predicted model, not a curated record.
AACAAUAACAACGAACGUUUUCCCAUAAACAUCCAUCCUUCAUCUCACUGUGUCUACACUUCUCAUUAUCGAAUCGCAGACCGAACCGGCAUCCAUCUCCGCCAGGGGCAACCAAGGUGCGAUUGUAAAAAGGUCGUGUUCACAAGCAUACAACAGACUCGACUUUUCGCCUUCGAACUUUGUCAGCAAACGACUCAACGCUGUGCUUCACCAUCGUAUUGGUUUAUGUUUGGCAUCCGUCCACUGUUUGCCCUCAAAACAGUGGCAAUAAGUCUUAGAGGAGAAGGAGACUGUAGGAAAGCUUAGAAAACAGAGGUUAUUACAGCCUGAAGCUGAAGACGAACAACACGCCCUUAACUUCGACACUAUUUUGCCUCGUCAUCGAACACUAUUUGAAGUUCCCAUACUUUCAUCGCCAUCAUUCAAAUAAUUUCUGAAAGAUGGCGAAUACGAGACCGUAUACGCGUGAAGAGCUCAAGUCUCUGAGACGAGCGGAUCUUCAAACACUCUACAAGCUACACAAUCUGAAAGGGGCAAAUGGCACAAAUGCGACAUUGAUCGAUACUCUUGUCGAGUACUUUACAUCUCCCGCCUAUCGUGAAGCCUUCCCGCAACCUACCGGUUCUCAAUUAUCUCAAGCCGCUACCAAGACGACCACAGCACCCAAACCCGAGAGACUGUACAGGCCGUUGCCUGCCAAAACAGCCACUUCUAGACAGACGGCAGGAGUGAAGAGAAAAGCACCUGAUGUGGGGACAAGAACGGGGACAAGGAUUGGGUCUGGAACUGCAGGGGGGGCGAGAACAGCUUCAACGGAACAUAUAAAGCCUGCAGGGAGGAGUAGAAGGGAAGAACGCGAAGUCGAAGCUCCUUCAAGUGUACAGGAGGAAGUAGCAGUAGAUGAAAGGCAAGAAUUAUCAUCACUCACCCAUCGACCACCAAUACCAACGCCACAAUCAUCGCUAACACCUCAACCACAACAGCAGAUACCGCAGCCCCCCACAAUAAGUAUUGCAGAAGUACAAGCUUUAAUAUCUGAGAAUGACACGAAGUGGCAUACCCGCCUUGAGAACGUUGAGAAGCUGUUAGGUGAUGAAGUUGAACGGUUAAGAAAGGAAGUUACGGAAGUUAGAUUAAAGUGCGAAGAAUUGGAACGGGCAGAAAGAAUUCGCACACCGCGGCCGUUUCCGCAACUUCCUGGGCCUUCUAGUGGUCCACGCAUGCCUGGUGCAGCUGGUUUAUCUCAGUCUCAUCAUCGAUCUGUAUCUCUCCCUUUCUCCAGCUUGGGCAAACGUCGUUUACCCUUCGAGUAUCGGUCGGAAAGUGAGGACGCAGAAGUUAAGAGGGUGCGACACAGCGGACGAGGAGAACCAUCCACAUCCGCCUCUGUAACUGGUCGUGUGUCAAAUGAAACUUCCGGCCAGCCGCGCGCACCUUCAUCUCGCAAAGCUCCUUCAUCUUUUCCUCCAGACUUCUUUGCCCCUCCUCCGGCUGCUGGUUCAUCUUCUACAUCCGCAUCGCGACCUGUUAGCAUCUUACCUCGGACUCCAUCCCCUUCCCGUCAGGGAGUUAUCCCUGAUAACUCUCAAACACCGCGACUUCCUUUGGAAUGGCGUGCACCAGAAUUCGGUUCGCGCACAGGUACACCGCUUAGAACACCUUUCAUAAAUGAACGAACGCCCGAGUUCGCUACCACGCCAGAGCCACCUAUAAUGAGCAUGAGUCCGUCUUUAGAGGGAACGGCACUGGGUUCAAGAUUGACUCCCGGGAGAACGUUGCUUAGCUUGCAUGGAUCAACACCCGAUCGUUCUGAUGAGGACAUCCAGGCCGAAGCGUCAACGUCAACUCCAACAUCAGGACAGGCUCCCAGCAGAACGGGGGAAGGCAUCUCUCUGUCAGCAGUGACAGAGCUUGAGAGGAUUGAUGAAGGCGAAGAACUGGCUCCUUCACCCCCUGUGCAACAUAUGUCUCCUGCUGGUCAGCUUCGCUUCCCAGUCGUCAAGCCCCAUCCAGGGCUCGGGGUGGGAGUGACUGGAUCACCUAGCUCAGGCUCGCCAAAACUCGUACGAAGAUCCAUAUCACAACCCAAUCAAUCUACUACGCCUUCUCUCCUUGGCCAGCACUCCCUUCUUGCCCCCCCUGCUCUCAUUUCCCGCGGCUCUCGCGCCGGAUCUGAACGACCUGCGGUCCCUAGCCGGGCUUUCACCCAAUCUCCACCUCCCCGUCCUCGGUCUGCCUCUGCAAUGUAUCGUUCUUCCUAUGGUCGAUCCGUUUCUGCGUCUUCAUCCCGCCACGCUUCCCCCCUACCCAGUACGAUCAUCCCUACUGAAGUUGCUCCGCAGGUCCGGUCCGCUUCGGCAGACUAUAUGCGCAUCGCAAUGUUUGGUUUAGAAGGCGCGUCUCUUGACUCUAUUGAUUACGCCGACGACCCACUACAGACGGAUACGCUGCCUGAUGUGACGGAAGAUCCUGCAGCAGAGGAAAGAGAGGCAGGACCAAGUGCAGGCACUGGGACGUCUGCGGGCGUUACAGCAGAGAGGAGGAGAUGGAGGAAGGUUGAUGAAGUAGUUACCCCCGGGCAUAGAACAUUGUUAGGAACAGAGAGGUAUAAUGAUACGAGGUUUGGGGAUAUCCCCGUGGGUAUGUGGGCCCAGCCAAAGAUUGAUUUUGGGACACCUGGAGGACCGUUUUGAAAUUUAUAGACGGUGGUUUAUUAAAAAAUGGUCUAGAGAGGAAGGUCAAGAUCAUAUGGAUAUUGAUAAAGGGGCCAUAUAUAGUCGUUUUUUGGGUAGUUAUUAUCAUCAGGUGUCUUGUCGUAUAAUCUCUGUAUCAGUAGCUUUGCGCGUAGAUAUAUAUUAUAUAUACUAGGAUUGAAUCAAUGCAUUUGGUUGAAG